Messenger RNA from Drosophila grimshawi, 1800 nucleotides. RefSeq lists its product as uncharacterized. The transcript has a single exon. The coding region runs from base 1 to 1575 and encodes 524 amino acids. Gene Ontology annotation, biological process: DNA repair. NCBI's taxonomy places the organism in Eukaryota, Metazoa, Arthropoda, Insecta, Diptera, Drosophilidae. Gene Ontology annotation, molecular function: ATP-dependent polydeoxyribonucleotide 5'-hydroxyl-kinase activity; double-stranded DNA binding; polynucleotide 3'-phosphatase activity. The record is from RefSeq and is a predicted model, not a curated record.
AUGUCGUUAACCAAAUAUUUAAACCGUUCCGUGGCUAAAGCCAGUAAAGAGGCUGUUUCAAGAGUUUGCAUCCUCAAACCCAUGGAGGCCGAGCACAGUGCCAUACACUUGGUUAACGGGGAUAAUGUGAUUGGACGGAGCAAGGAAACUGGCAUAAGAGAUUCCCGGUGUUCCAAGAGUCAGCUUCAACUGCAAGUCAAUUUACCAUCGGCUAGCAUAAAGCUUAAAGUUGUGGGUCUUAAUCCAUGCGGCAUCAAUGGCGUAAUGGCGCCGCAGCACACGAAAUGCGAACUGCAGCACGGCGAUCUUUUGGAAAUUGUCUACGGUCGGCAUCCGUAUAAAGUGCUCUUCAAUCCGGCACCAGAGAACGACGAAAGCAGCUCUAAGGAUGAAGCAACGUCUUCGCUAGGUGCUGCGAGUGAGGCGGAGAGAUGGGACUCGGUUGGGAAUGGUAAAUUGGUAAUCUACAGUAGCGCCAAUUUGGCAGCCUCUAGCAAAAUUGCCGGCUACGACAUGGAUGGCACCAUUAUAACGACAAAAUCGGGUAAUGUCUUCCCAAAGAACACAACCGACUGGCAGAUCAUAUAUCCUGAGGUGCCCGAGAAACUCCAGCGUUUGCACAAGGACGGCUUCAAAAUCUGUUUCUUCACAAAUCAGGCCGGCAUUGCGCGUGGUAAAGUCAACCUGGACGAUUUCAAGGUGAAGGUGAAGAACAUCGUCAAGCAAUUAGGUGUGCCCGUCCAGGUUUUCAUAGCUGUGGGCGAUGGCUACUAUCGUAAGCCAUUGCCCGGCAUGUGGGAGCAUCUGCAGAAUGAAAUGAAUGAUGCUGUGCCAAUUAAUAAAGAGCGUUGCUUCUACGUUGGCGAUGCUGCUGGCAGGCCAGAGGCGGGCAAGGGAAUCACCAAGCGGCGCAAGGAUCAUUCGCUGGCAGACCGACAUUUUGCCACCAAUAUUGGAGUCUCCUUCUAUACGCCCGAGGUUCAUUUCCUUGGCAAGCGUGUGGAGCAAUGGAACAAGCCGGACUUCGAUCCCACCAGCGUGCACACUGAAAUACCACGAUAUGAACCAAAUGACCUGCAAUUCGACACGAACAAAUGCGAAAUGAUAAUCGUUGUCGGUCUGCCCGGCUCGGGCAAGAGUCACUUCUGUGCCGAGGUGCUCGAUAGCAAGAGCUACAAGAUCGCCAAUGCAGACACUUUGGGCAGCACGCAAGCAUGCCUCAAUGCGUGCAAGCAGGCUCUGAUCGCUAACCAGUCUUGUGUUGUGGACAACACCAAUGUGGAUGCGGCGUCGCGUAAAAAGUUCGUGGCUCUGGCCGUGGAAAUGAAAGUGCCCUGUCGUUGCCUCGUGAUGAAUGUGACGGUGUCGCAGGCGAAGCACAAUAUUGCCUAUCGCGAACUAUUGGACACGGAUCACUCCAAAAUUAAUGAUAUGGUCUUCAAUAUGAUGAAGAAAAAGUACCAGGCACCCACGCUGGAAGAAGGCUUUGUCACGAUUCACAAAGUGAAUUUCAAGCCACAGUUUUCCAACGAAAAGGAUGAGAAACUAUACAAAAUGUAUUUGCUCGAUAAAUAAUGAUGCUUUAAUCUAAUGUAAAUAUUCGCUUUGCUAUAUCAGCUAUGAGCCAAUCCAUGGAACUUAGCAGCUUCUCUCCAGUAACAGCGCUAACCCCCACAACCAACCAGUGAUGUGUGGUUAUUUCAUCCAGACAAAGGAUCUGUAAGCAACAAUAUAUUAAUAUAACUUUAGGAGCUGUAAACUGUAUGCAAAUAAAUACCUCCUUAAUCUCGUUUGAAUUGA